AUGCCUUCCAAGAUCGCGCUUUCCAUCAGCGUGCUGACCGCCGCGCUCGGCAUGGUCAGUGCCGCUCCCCACUACGAGUACAAGUCGUACAACGCCGGCCACAACGUUGAGUCGGUUGUCGAGAACAAGCUCGUCGACGCUUCCGACCUCACGCUCGGCGUCGACAUUCUCAAGCGCACCGACUACAGCGCUUGCAAGAAGUACGUCUCUUCGUACAACGCCGGCUACAACGUCUACUCGAUCAACGAGAACAAGCUGAUCGACCUCAGCGAUGCCACGGUCAAGCUGAGCCUGCUCACCAACAACGGUCGACCCGUCAAGACCUGGAACAAGGCCCCGCGCUACUGCCUCGAAUACAUCAAGAGCUACAACGGCGGCCACAACGUGAUCAUCGACAACGAGAACAAGCUGAUCGACCUCUCGGGCCUCAACCUCGGCAUUGACAUCCUUAAGCGCAAGGCUCCCGAGUUCUCGUACUACAACCCUGGACACAACGUCAAGUCGACCACCGAGAACAAGCUGGUCGACGCCUCUGACCUGCUUGCCAACGUCAACAUCUUGAGCAAGCGUGGCGACAAGUACUCGUACUACAACGGUGGCUACAACGUUGAGUCGGACACGGAGAACAAGCUGAUCGAUCUCUCCGGUUUGCUUGCCAACAUUGACAUUCUCAAGAAGCGCACUGGCUCGCAGUACUCGUACUACAACGGCGGCCACAACGUCGAGUCGACCAACGAGAACAAGCUGGUCGACGCCUCUGACCUGCUUGCCAACGUCGACAUCUUGAAGAAGCGCGGCGACAAGUACACGUACUACAACGGUGGCCACAACAUCGAGUCGACCAACGAGAACAAGCUUAUCGACCUCUCGGACCUUACCGCCAACGUCGGUGUUCUGGACGACGUUCACGUCAACAUCGGUCUUCUCGACAAGCGCACCGACAAGUACUCGUACUACGACGGCGGUCACAACAUCGAAUUGACCAACGAGAACAAGCUGAUCGAUCUCUCGGACCUGCUUGCCAACGUCGACGUCUUGAAGAAGCGCACUGACAAGUUCUCGUACUACAACGGUGGCCACAACGUUGAGUCGGACACGCAGAACAAGCUGAUUGAUGUUUCGCACCUGACUGCAAUCGUUAACGCACUGAGCAAGCGCACCGACAAGUACUCGUACUACAACGGCGGACACAACGUCGAGUCGACCAACGAGAACAAGCUGAUCGACCUUUCGGACCUCACGGCGCUCGUCAACGUUCUCAGCAAGAGGAGCCUCAAGGGAUACGGAUCCAAGAUCCACGCUCGCGACAUCUCGGAGGAGCUUUACCGCCGCACCAACGCCGACGAGGACUGCACAUGUGUCAAGAAGAGCAAGCCCACUCCUCCUAAGCAGACGGUAACCAAGCCAUCUGCGGACUGCGAUGCUCCUCCUGCCGUGACGCCCAAGCCCAAGCCUUCAACCAAGCCCUCGCCUUCGCCCACGACGCCUCCUCCGUCCAAGGACACUUCCAAGCCUACGACCAAGCCUGAGCCCAAGCCGCAGCCUUCGGACAAGCCUGAGCCCAAGCCUUCGGACAAGCCUGAGCCCAAGCCUUCGGACAAGCCUGAGCCCAAGCCAUCGGACAAGCCUGAGCCCACUCCUUCGCCCAAGCCUACUCCUCCCAAGGUCACCUGCGGCACGGACGAGGUGUACGUCGACGAGGGCCACAACGUGGUCUCGAAGAACUCGAACAAGCUGCUCGACUUGUCCAACAUUUCGAUCAACAUUGGCAUCCUGGACGGUCUUUUCGGAGGCAAGAAGUCCAAGGAGGUUGCUGCGGACUCGACGUGCACUUCCAAGCAGGGCUGCUGCGUUUCCAAGUCGGUGUACUACUACAACGGUGGAAACAACGUGCAGUCGAGCAACGAGAACAGCGGGAUUGAUCUCUCUGGUCUGAACCUCGGUCUCGACAUUCUUUGA
Mycosarcoma maydis (corn smut) is the source of this 1959-nucleotide messenger RNA. Its product is annotated as repellent protein 1 precursor. The record is from RefSeq and is a predicted model, not a curated record. The transcript has a single exon. The coding region runs from base 1 to 1959 and encodes 652 amino acids. NCBI's taxonomy places the organism in Eukaryota, Fungi, Basidiomycota, Ustilaginomycetes, Ustilaginales.